AUGUCAAAGGAACUUGAUGCUCUUCAGCUUAUGUAUACAUGGGAUCUUGUUCCUCUUCCAUCUGGUAUUACUCCUAUCAGUUGUCGGUGGAUCCAUCGAGUUAAGACCCAGGCAGAUGGUAGUAUUGAGCACCAUAAAGCGCGUCUUGUUGCUCAUGGUUUUGCUCAAGAGUAUGCCAUUAAUUAUAAGGAGACAUUUGCUCAUGUGGCCAAGUUGACUACUGUUCGUCUUUUUUUCACUAUUUCUGCUGCUCAUCACUGGCCACUUCAUCAGUUAGAUGUGACUAAUGCCUUCUUACAUAGAGAUCUUUUUUAG
Molecule: messenger RNA, 315 nt
Organism: Dioscorea cayenensis subsp. rotundata (Guinea yam)
Lineage: Eukaryota; Viridiplantae; Streptophyta; Magnoliopsida; Dioscoreales; Dioscoreaceae
Exons: 1
Coding region: 1-315 (104 amino acids)
Source: RefSeq, a predicted model, not a curated record